AUGGUUACAGUUGACGUCAAAUCAGAACAUCGCAAGCGGUCCUACGGCACCGAAACUAUUGUAACUGUUCUGGUUUUUUUUUUCAUCUGCCAGGAUCGGUGGUUACUGAAGCAGGAACAAGGACGUCUGACAAAGUUGCAGGUGACCCUGGAGGAAGACCGACGCUCGGUCAUGGAGCAGACUGAACGUGAACGAGGCGAACUUCAACAGUUAAUGUCAAAUUUCUUCUCAGAACACCGCGAGACCCAGACGAGACUUACAGCGGAACGAAACUCUCUCCUGGACCAACAACAACGUCUACGUGCCGACCAGAUGAGUUGGCAAAAACGCCAGAAGGAAGAGGAGGCUCGGAUAAACAAGAUGAAAGAAGAAACGGCGGUGGCUAAGGAGGCCUUCCAGGUUGAGCUGCGCAGUCUGGAUGAAAGAAUCCAUCAGAUCCGUGUUAAUGAGGUGAAACUUGGGGAGACGCAACGUCAUCUGGAUAUAAUA
Molecule: messenger RNA, 489 nt
Organism: Dibothriocephalus latus
Lineage: Eukaryota; Metazoa; Platyhelminthes; Cestoda; Diphyllobothriidea; Diphyllobothriidae
Source: the annotation of a GenBank genome assembly